GCACGUCAGUUCAGUUGGAAGACUUUGAGUGAGUGGCCAAAUUGUCAGAAAAUCUUUUUAAAUCAUUAUUGUUUUCUGUUGGUAGGAUUACAUACAAAAAAAGAUAAUAUUUAAUCAUAAUCCAAGACCUUUCAAAUUUCAUUUUGAAGCAUAUUCAUAAGAAGAGAGACCACACAACAAACCCUAACGGCGACGAAGAUAUGGAAGCGGAGAAGUUUCUAAAACCGGUGCUUCAGAAACCACCUGGCUACCGUGAGCUUCACGCGCCUCCUGAAACUCCAAACACAUCAUCACGUCGCCGGCCGCCUAAGAAUAUGAUCCCGCCGUCUUUUUACCCGGAGAAGAAGAGACGGUGGAGUCGCUGCCGCCUCUUCUGCUGCAGCUGCUGCAUCGCCGUCGCGAUCGUCAUCCUCCUCUUAGUCCUCACCAUCUCCGUCUUCUUCCUCCGGUACAGCCCGAGGCUCCCCGUCGUACGCCUCGCCUCCUUCCGCGCCACCGACUUCAACUUCUCCCGCGGAAAAGCCGACGACGGAUUAUCGCAACUAACGGCGAAGACCACGGCGAAGCUCGACUUUAGAAACCCCAACGGGAAGCUAAGGUACUAUUACGGAGACGCUGACGUGGCGGUGACCUUAGGAGAUGGUGAUUUCGAGACGAGUUUAGGGUCAACGAAAGUCAACGGGUUUGUGGAGAAGCCGGGGAAUCGGACGGUCGUGAUCGUACCGAUCAGCGUGAAGGGACAACAGGUGGAUGAUCUGACGGUUAAGAGGCUUCGAGCGGAUAUGAAGAGUAAGAAGUUGGUGGUGAAGGUGACCGUUAAGACGAAGGUGGGAUUGGCUGUGGGAAGGCGUAAGAUUGUUACGGUGGGGAUCAGUCUCAGUUGCGGUGGCGUGACACUACAGACGCUGGAUAAACAGAUGGCUAAAUGCACCAUCACAAUGCUUAAAUGGAUUAAAUUACACUCGUAAGCAAUGGUGAUGGUUUGUGUCAUUGUCAUCGAAGAUUCAAGCAUUCAUUAUACGUCGCCGAAGUUUCAGCUUCACUAAUGACCACUCUGUAUUUGUUUUACCCUUCUUGUAUUUACUUAAAUGCUUUCACAUGAUUGUGAUCCAAUAUUUUACAAUUUUGAAGACGAUUUACUUA
This is a messenger RNA of Raphanus sativus (radish), 1143 nucleotides long. RefSeq names its product NDR1/HIN1-like protein 6. The record is from RefSeq and is a predicted model, not a curated record. Gene Ontology annotation, cellular component: plasma membrane. The coding region runs from base 201 to 968 and encodes 255 amino acids. NCBI's taxonomy places the organism in Eukaryota, Viridiplantae, Streptophyta, Magnoliopsida, Brassicales, Brassicaceae. The transcript has 2 exons.